AUGUCUUUGCCAAGGAAAGUGCCUUACACGAGGCUGGGGAACUCUGGGUUGAAGGUUUCCAGAAUCAUACUUGGGACCAUGCAGUACGGCAACAAGGGAUGGCAAGAUUGGGUCCUCGGGGAGGAUGAAGCGGUCGAACACAUCAAGGUCGCUUAUGAAGCAGGAAUCCAAACUUUUGAUACCGCUGAUACAUAUUCAAAUGGUUACUCGGAGGUGAUUCUUGGACGGGUCAUCAAGAAAUUGAAUUUGCCCCGCGACGAAAUCGUCGUCAUGACCAAGGUGUUCAAUGUAGUCGGACGUGAAUACGACAUCCACCAGCUUGCUGGGCGUAACAACCCAGAUCAGAAUGGUUAUGUGAACCAGCAUGGCCUCAGCCGGAAGCACAUCUUCGCAAGCGUGAAAAAGAGUCUGGAACGGCUUCAAAUGGAUUACAUCGACGUGCUACAAUGUCACAGAUUCGACACUGAAACACCGAUGGAAGAGACGAUGCAAGCAUUACACGACGUCGUCAAAGCCGGUUAUGUCCGUUACAUCGGAAUGAGUUCUUGCUGGGCGUACCAGUACUACGCUAUCACAAACAAGCUCACUCCAUUCAUCUCCAUGCAGAACCAUUACAGUCUACUCUAUCGUGAGGAGGAGCGCGAGAUGUUCCCUACUCUCAAGAUGUUUGGUGUUGGCUCAAUUCCAUGGUCUCCACUGGCUCGCGGUGCCCUCACACGCCCCCUUGGACAACAAACAAGCAGAGGUCAAGUUGAUUGGCGAGUAUUCCAAUAUCUUCACGGGAAAUACAGCGAUGCUGACAGGUUAAUCAGGGUCGAGGAACUUGCCAAGAAGAAAGGUGUGAGCAUGGCCCAAAUAGCCAUCGCGUGGAUCUUAACCAAGGAUGGAGUAUCGGCUCCUAUUGUUGGAACCACGAGUGUUGCAAACCUGAAAGAUAUCAUUGCUGGAAUAGACGUGAAACUUACGGCGGAGGAGAUUAAAUACCUCGAGGACGAGUACAAACCGACUGCUGUUAUUGGUCAUUUCUGA
Molecule: messenger RNA, 1029 nt
Organism: Suillus clintonianus
Lineage: Eukaryota; Fungi; Basidiomycota; Agaricomycetes; Boletales; Suillaceae
Product: aryl-alcohol dehydrogenase
Exons: 13
Coding region: 1-1029 (342 amino acids)
Source: RefSeq, a predicted model, not a curated record